Molecule: messenger RNA, 2757 nt
Organism: Polyodon spathula (Mississippi paddlefish)
Lineage: Eukaryota; Metazoa; Chordata; Actinopteri; Acipenseriformes; Polyodontidae
Product: DCN1-like protein 1
Exons: 7
Coding region: 283-1017 (244 amino acids)
Biological process (GO): protein neddylation; positive regulation of ubiquitin-protein transferase activity
Cellular component (GO): ubiquitin ligase complex
Molecular function (GO): ubiquitin conjugating enzyme binding; ubiquitin-like protein binding; cullin family protein binding
Source: RefSeq, a predicted model, not a curated record
GGUGUUGCGAUGGGGUAUCUUGUUAUGCACUGAUGGUUUGUUUCAGCACCCAAGUUUAUCAGUGCUAGUAUUAGAAGGAAGGUCAGUCAGAGUGUUGUUGGUAUUUUGAGAGCUGACAACAGCAAUUGACCACGUAUUUUUCCCUUUUUGGUCUCAGCAAGUUAGGAUACUAGAGUCGAACAGCAGCACACGGUCUCAGGAGCUCGGUCGACGAGAAAGUGCACUGGUGGAAUUUGAGGACAUAAGCUUAGGUCAUCUCAGAAGGAUAAGGUUCGGCAGUUUAUGGCAUUUACUCAGGCUGGGGAGAAAACUGCUCUAUACUGCCUGACACAGAAUGACUGGAAACUAGAGACGGCGACGGACAGCUACUUCCAGAACCCAGAGCUCUACUAUAAAGAAUCCAUGAAAAACUCAGUAGAUCGAAAAAAACUGGAACAACUCUAUAACCGAUACAAAGAUCCUCAGGAUGAGAAUAAGAUUGGUAUAGAUGGCAUCCAGCAGUUUUGUGAUGAUCUUAACCUGGAUCCGGCCAGCGUUAGUGUUUUGGUGGUUGCGUGGAAGUUCAGAGCUGCUACUCAGUGCGAGUUCAGUAAGAGGGAGUUUGUAGAUGGAAUGUCAGAACUUGGCUGUGACAGCCCAGAUAAACUUAAAUCCCAACUACCAAGAUUAGAGCAAGAAUUAAAGGACCCAGGAAAGUUCAAGGACUUCUAUCAGUUUACAUUUAACUUUGCUAAAAACCCUGGACAAAAGGGCUUAGACUUAGAAAUGGCCAUUGCCUACUGGAAUUUAGUUUUGACUGGAAAGUUUAAAUUUCUAGAUCUCUGGAACAAGUUUUUAUUGGAACAUCACAAAAGAUCAAUUCCCAAAGACACGUGGAAUCUACUUUUAGACUUUGGAAAUAUUAUUGCAGAUGACAUGUCAAACUACGAUGAAGAAGGAGCCUGGCCUGUUCUUAUAGACGACUUUGUGGAAUUUGCUCGGCCAAUAGUCAUGGGAGGCAAGCGCAAAACUGUAUAAUUGUAGGCUAUUUUAAAGACUAGAGACUUGAAUACUGCAGAAGUGUACUGCAAGGAGUGAAGAAAAUCAAAACAUCAAAGGAAUGAAGCUGUUUUGGGGCAAACGCCACUCACACACCGUUGUUGGGCUGUGCAAUUGUGGCAGGACUUUAACCCACUUCUUGCAUCUUCCACAGGACAACAGAAUGACAACUAGCUCACAGGCUGCAAGAAAAACAACAAAUUCAGAAGAUAGCUCUGGCUGGCUGUAUGUAGGGGGGGGGGAAAGUGGCUUCAAGUAUUGUAACGAUUGUAUGAUAUAGGAUAUAGAUUCUGCAUGUUUUUAUAUUUUGGAACAGUGUAAACUACAGACAUUUUAUUAACAAGAGUGAGAGGGCAGGGAAAAAAAGGCGUGAGGUUCAGAAAGCACACAGCAUGCCAUUCACUUCAUGACCAGGUGAACACCAGCAGUCACACAUUUACACUUGUAAUAUAUUGUACUUAUAUAUAUAAAGAAGAAAAGUGUUUGUGGUGUAAAUUAAAUAAUCAGUGAAAUCUGUAUGUAGUGUGCUCCAUUUCUUUUCUUUUAAAUGCCAGCCUACAGAAUUUGGUGUGGUUAAAUUUACAAAAAAAGAGUAGUAAAAACCAAUGGAUGUCCUUGUUCCUUGAAAUGUCUUUGUUUUGCUGCUGUUUCGUUGUCAUGUAGUUUCACUCAGUGUAGAGUGGCCCCACUGAGCAGUGCAUGUGGAAGUGUGGCGUUACAAUUUGUUCAGCUUCCUUGAAAAGCACUGCAACAUUACUUACUAUAACCAUACAAUCUACACUGAUAACCAUGUCAAUUUGUCAGAUAUACAACAUAAUGGCAAAGUAAUGUAAUUUUUUAAUUAUUUUUUUAAAAAGGGUGAUGAAUUGACUAAUGUACAUUACUAAAGAUAGAUAACUAAACUAAACUACUCUAUGUAAGCUGCUCAGUUAGAGUUUGUGUUGCAGAUCAUGUUAACUGAAUAAUAUACAAGUCUAGAACCACUAGGUGUCAUUGUAGGAACAUGAAUUUAGACUGCGCAAAAAGGAUUGUUCCGUUUAUAAAAUGCACUGUGUAGCAUUCUUUUGGUUGAUUGAUUUAUAGCAUUGAAAGCACAAAUCAGGUAGAACAAUAAUAAAAAAGAAGAGCAUAAUCAUUUGAAUGUGUUGGGUAUGGACUUUGCUUUAUGGAACUUCAUGCAUAUUUCUGAAUUGAAAAAUCAGUAGCAGACUUGGAUUAGUAAAUAUUGGUACUAAUAUAUUUAUUGCUGUAUGAUGGAUGUUUCAAUGAAUGCAUUUUGUUGUUGAAAUAGGUAUUGGUUUUAUGACAUUAAGAGCGCAUAAUUAUUAUUAUUUUUUUUUUUAUACAUGUAUUUUGUUUGAAGUCCUUUUCAAAACAUACCAUUUUGAUGUCUGGAUUUUAAGUUUCACAAGAUGUGUUAUUCCCAAGUUGCCAAGCUAGGUUGUUGUGCAAACACCUGGACUACCGUUAAUACAUUAUUGGUUGGUUUCACACCCUGAUUAGCACUAAUCUGGGACUACCUAAUGUUAAAUUGGGUAAGGUAGUCCAUGAAACCAGCCCCAGGAGUGCCCUGUAUUAAAUUACUGUCUCCGCAUGCACCAAGUGAAUGAUGGUCAUCUUGAAAACAGUGUUUUAUAAAUAUAACUAAAGAAUAUGUUGCUGGUAUUUUAAAUGGUGUUUUAUUUAUCAUUUUAUCUGUUUUUUGGGGGUUUUUUUAAC